AUGAAGACAUUAUUUGUCUUCGUGUUUUUAGCUCAAUUUUUUUAUUCAAAAGCUGAACCUAGAAUUGAAGAGGUUUGUUAGAGAAGACAAACAAGAAUUUUUUAAAUUUCAUAUGAAAGGGAUUUUUCAAAAAAACAUGAACCUUGAAAAAAAGUUCCAAAUUUUAGGUGAUUUUUUGGAACUUUUAUUUUGAUGCUCCCAAUACAUUCGGAACUGCUAGUUUCAACUAUUCAUCAUACCCGCUCUUUCUAAAAAAUCUCAAAAAACUUUCCACUUAUAUCCAGGAUGAAGUCUACAGUGCUCAACCAAAUAAUGCUCCAGUGACACGUGUCUAUGUUUUUGGAAAACCCGUGUAUAUUCGACAACCAUAUGUGGUCCCACAACGAAAUUAUACAGCCAGAGACGCAAAUUAUGCGAGAGAUGAUCAAAGUGUGGAAGAGAUUGUGAGUUGCCGGAAAAAUAUUCAUAGGGGAAGGUUGUGAAUUUUUGAAAUAUAUAUUUUCCUAUAAUUUUGAGUACCUUCCCGGGUGGUACUGUACUGUAGAUUUUCAAAAAUUUUCGGUAUUCUGUGGUUUUGUUUUUUCAAAGAAAACAUUCAAAUAUAUUUCUAAAUUUUUUUGGAGUGGAAAUCUGAUUUGUCUGUAAAAAAUAGUUAAAGUUACUUCACAACUGGUAUUACUUGAAAUAAAUACUGUAUUUUUUAGAACCUUUUUUUUUGUUCCCCAAUUGAAAAUUCCAGUUAUCUCGGCCGAAUUUAUUCGAUCGCCGCCGUCAUCGAGAUGCUUAUGGAGAUGAUCAACCUAGAUAUAAUACAGAUGAAGCAAUAACAAAUGAAAAUAAAGACGGAUAUAAUAAUGAUGGAUCAUAUUCGAAGCCAAAUCCAAAAUAUCCAUUAAAACAAUGUUAUACAGAAAAAAGUGGAUAUAUGUGUUGUAAUAGAAAUUUGGAGAAAUUAAUGCAUGAUACAAUCAACAAAAUGGUGACGAAUAGUUGGAAAAAUUGUAAUAUGCAAACAAUGGGAAAUAAUUUACAGGUUCUUGUUCAUUUUUUCUCAUGAUUUUUUCUCAAACAAUAAUUUUUAGAGUGCUUGCGAGUCAGCUUUUGGCACAGAUUUUGAGACUGUUGUUGGUGUCAGCGAUUUUGCAUCGAAAAUUCAUUUUUAUUCAGAUUAUGUUUGUAAAAUGGAGCGAGAAGGUCGUGUUUUACUUGUUUAUGCAACACCAAAUCGUCAUAACACAAAUGAACCAUAUAUUUCUCAUCGGAUAUAA
This is a messenger RNA of Caenorhabditis angaria, 1268 nucleotides long. Lineage: Eukaryota; Metazoa; Nematoda; Chromadorea; Rhabditida; Rhabditidae. The record is from the annotation of a GenBank genome assembly.